AUGGAUUCCCUUAACACAACAAUUGUUCAGCAAAUUGAAACAUAUAUAAAUGAAGAUAAUUUAAAAAAUGAUCCUGUCUUGGCAAACUAUGCAAAUAAAAAUAAUGGAUGGAUCCGACUUGAAUUAUUAACUCGUUGUAAUAAAUUAUCAUGUUAUAGUUAUGAUAAAAUCCUUAAGGCUUUACAUUCUAAACAAUCAAAUACAAUUGAAUUAAGUUCGUUUGAACCACGAUGUAUACGUCGUCGAUAUCAAAUAUUAAUAGAUGAUAGUAUUCAAGAUAAUCGAACUGUGAUUGUAACUGGUUUACCACGUAAUAUUAAAUGUGAAGAAUUAAUAGAAUUUUUCAAUCGUUUUUAUCCAAUUCAAGAAAUAAAAAUGUUUUCAUCAACAAAUAAAUUCAAUGGAAAAAUUCAUGUUAUAUUUAAUAAAUUAUCUGAUGCGUUAGCAUUUGUUCAACGGUCAACAUUAUCAUCAAUUAUCUAUGUAAAUGAUGAUGUACUUCAAACAUGCAAUGGUUAUACACUUAUAUGUAAAUUAUUAAAUGAUGAAAUUAAUAAGGAUUUAAUUAAACAAAAUGAUCAACAUAGUUUCAUUAAAGGAAAAUCAUUUUCUACUCGACUUACCACUCAUUCAUCACGUGUCUCAUUCAAUAAAAACACUUCAUCGAACAUAGAUACUUCUGUUCAUCGUCAAUCUUCACCAAUAAUUUCUCAAACCAAACCCUAUUUUAAAUCGAAUAUAGAUGCUAAAGAACAAGUACUUUUGUCUCCAAAGAAUAAUCAAUUAAAAAAUUUUGAUUAUGCAAAACAAAACAUCGUUUAUAAUAGAUUUUCAUAUGAUUUCUAUAUACCUGAUCAUCUUCUUAAACAAAUACAUAAAUGUGUAGUAAUAUCUGUCUUAAAUCCACAUUGCUUUACAAUUCAACUUCAACAAGAUAUAGUAGAAUUUGAUAAAUUUCAAAAAGAAAUUAACGAUUUUUACAACAAAUUAAAUGAUAAACAAUAUUAUAUAAAACCGGAACAAAUCCGUAUUAAUCUAUGUGUUAUAUGUUGUGAUACGAAAUCAACGGAUGACAAUAAAAUAUGGAAUCGUUCACAAAUACUUGAUUUUGACUCAUCGGAUAAUACAGUGAAUUUAUUUUAUGUUGAUUUAGGUACAUGGGAGGAAUAUGUACCGAUAAAUCGUUUACGACAUAUAACUGAUCGUUUUCAACAACAUCAAGUUUUUUCUUUAACUUGUCGUUUAGCUCAUAUAAUUCCAUUAAAUAAUGAUAAUGAUUAUUUAACAUGGACAGAUGAAGCAACAAAUCAAUUCACAGCUGUUAUUGAUCAAAUUGUACCGGAAAUAGAAUUUUUAUCAUUUACUUCAAAUGGUUGUAUACAAACAAAUGUAUUUGUUAUUAAUUCUGAUCAACAUGUUUGUGUUAAUGAUUAUAUGAUACAUAUAAAGAAAGCUAAAUCUAGUAUGAAUACAACGUUAACAAAUAUGAUUGAAGAUGAUGGACAAAAUAGUAUUCAAUCAGACGAACAUGAUAUUGAUGGUAAUGGUUCAUCAGUUCAUCCAGUCAUUGCAUUAUAUAAUAGAUUAGGAGAGAUUUUACAACAUUCACUCAUUGAAUCUCGCACUGCGAGUACAAGUAGUUCUGUUAUUUCAUCUCCAUCUUCUGCAUUACCACGAUCAUAUGUUAAACUUAUUCAUGUAAAUCUAGACACGACUAUUCCUAAUAGACAAGAAUAUAAUAAUCGUCAACAAAUGUUACCGAUUAUUUUUGUUCGAUAUAAAAAAACAAUACUCAUUCCUGAUUUUAAUAUUUAUACUCUCCUUCAUGCUAUAAAUCCUACCAUUGAUAUUCACACAAUAGAAAACUAUGCGUUUGCUAUUAGAUAUAAUUAUAUAUAUAUAACAUCCGAAACAAAUUUUGAUAUAUUUACACAAUUGAGUUCAUUAAAUAAUAUUCAGUAUUCAAAUACUAUAGGAUUAUAUCCUCUUGAUUUUGUUGGUUAUAUCCUUGAACAUUAUAAUUUCCACGAUACUAACGUCUUUCAAGCAUUAGAAAGUGCUAAAUGUGCUCAAUUGCAUGCAUCUGAUAUUGCUCUAUGGUUUUCAUUAGACAAUGAACUUCAUCCUUCAAAUACAUUUGUCUUCGGCGAUUCUAUUAAACUUAAUCAACAAUCAUUAAUUCCAAAUCGUCUUCCAUUUUCCAAUCGUUUAAUUAACCCAACAUAA
Adineta steineri is the source of this 2226-nucleotide messenger RNA. Lineage: Eukaryota; Metazoa; Rotifera; Eurotatoria; Adinetida; Adinetidae. The record is from the annotation of a GenBank genome assembly.